GCCGCCCGCGCGGGCCAUGUCGGAGCAGCGCGACAUGGACAGGACCAUCAAGGAAACCUCCAUUUUAGAGGAGUACAACAUUAACUGGACUCAGAAGCUGGGAGCUGGCAUCAGCGGUCCUGUUAGAGUCUGCGUGAAAAAAUCCUCUCAAGAACGCUUUGCACUGAAAAUACUUCUCGAUCGUCCAAAAGCUAGAAAUGAGGUACGUCUGCACAUGAUGUGUGCAACACAUCCAAAUAUUGUUCAAAUUGUUGAAGUUUAUGCUAACAGUGUGCAGUUCCCACAUGAAUCCAGCCCAAGGGCACGGCUUCUAAUUGUAAUGGAGAUGAUGGAAGGGGGAGAGCUAUUUCACAGAAUCAGCCAGCACCGGCACUUUACUGAGAAGCAAGCAAGCCAAGUAACAAAGCAGAUAGCUUUGGCUUUGCAGCAUUGCCACUCACUAAACAUUGCACAUAGAGACCUCAAGCCUGAGAACCUUCUCUUCAAGGAUAACUCUUUGGACGCACCUGUUAAAUUAUGUGACUUUGGAUUUGCCAAAAUAGACCAAGGUGACUUGAUGACACCACAGUUCACUCCGUAUUAUGUAGCACCUCAGGUAUUGGAGGCACAGAGACGGCAUCAGAAAGAAAAGUCUGGUAUUAUCCCCACCUCUCCAACUCCUUAUACUUAUAACAAGAGCUGUGACCUGUGGUCCCUGGGGGUCAUUAUCUACGUGAUGCUGUGCGGAUACCCGCCGUUCUACUCCAAGCACCACAGCCGGACGAUUCCAAAGGACAUGCGGAAGAAGAUCAUGACGGGAAGCUUUGAAUUUCCAGAGGAAGAGUGGAGCCAGAUCUCGGAAAUGGCGAAAGACAUUGUGCGAAAGCUGCUGAAGGUCAAACCUGAGGAACGUCUGACCAUUGAAGGUGUCCUGGACCAUCCCUGGCUCAACUCCACCGAGGCACUAGACAACAUCCUACCCUCYGCCCAGCUCAUGAUGGACAAGGCAAUGGUUGCAGGGAUACAACAGGCGCAUGCGGAACAGCUUGCGAACAUGAGAAUCCAAGACCUCAAAGUCAGCCUCAAGCCCCUUCACUCCGUCAACAACCCAAUCCUGCGCAAAAGGAAAUUACUGGGCACCAAGCCCAAGGACGGUGUUUAUAUCCACGACCCUGAGAAUGGAAGCAACGAUUCCAACGUGGCUCUGGAAAAGCUCCGGGAUGUGAUUGCGCAGUGCAUUCUACCACAGGCUGGUAAAGGAGAGAAUGAAGAUGAGAAGCUGAAUGAAGUCAUGCAGGAGGCCUGGAAGUAUAAUCGAGAGUGUAAGUUGCUGCGGGACACUCUGCAGAGCUUCAGCUGGAAUGGCAGAGGAUUCACAGAUAAAGUGGAUCGACUAAAACUGGCAGAAAUAGUAAAACAAGUUAUUGAAGAGCAGACAAACUCCCAUGACUCUCAAUAGCUGGAGCUUCUUAAUCUUAUUUUUUUUACCAUUUAAGAUUUAUUCUUUAACUGUAAAAAGUAUUUUUAUGUAAAUUAAUAAAUCAUAAUUAUUUCAUUAAAUUUCCAUACUGCUUGAAAAUGCUGUAUAGUUGUAGAUAAAAAAAAAAUCAUUGGUACUGUAAUAUUUUUUUAAAACUCAGUUCCUUGAGGUAUAUAUGAUCACUUAUGUACUGUUAAUCAUGAGUCCCCCAGCUGGGGCAAAUUAUAUUGUUAAAGACCAUUUCUUUUCUUAAUAACCAGUUGCAGAAGCUGCCUUCCAUCUGCUAUACAUACAGCCAGCUGCAAUGACUAUGUAUGGGAAUGAGACAGCCACAGUUUCUCAACACCCUGCUCAGUAAGUACUUGAAGCAAGUGCUGUGAAACACAAACUUCAUAGCUACCCUUCGUACCUAAAUUCUGAGCCUUUGUAGAGGCAACAAAAUACUCUUCUGUCUUGCUAGAUGACCCCAGAGCUGCAUUGCCCUUGCAGGGGGCACCCAAGUCCACGUGGUUGCUGUAUUUUCAGUUCUGACCAGUAGCCCACUUUCUUCUGUAACUCAUCAUCCUCUGACCUUCUUCAAGGCUGAAUGGCCAUUCAGCGUAGGACUCUUCUUAUCUUGUUCAAAAGUGGCAUAGAAGAAUGUUCUAGUUACUUCUACAAGUUAUCUUUAUUUUCACGGUGGGAUCUUCUGCAGACAACAGCACAUGGGGGCUUUUGUCCCCAGGUGAGAAGUUGUGUGUUUUCCACCCACGUGCUCUAUUCUUUCCUCUCUACAAGAUCCAAAACUUGGUUAAAACUUGACCUCUUGAAUUGAAGGAGGUCAUCCUGGCAAGGGUCAUCGUGCUGCUGUGCGAAUCCACCAGUGAUCCUUCUCUUGUGUCACUCUGGAAUCCAGGCUCCCCACGUCUUCGAUGCCUUUGAGCUCCCUUUGGAGCGAGCAAUGCAGGGGCUGCUCCUUGACACAUGUCCUCAGGGCCUGGACCUUGAGGCCGCCCAGGGCAGAUUCUUACACUAGUCUGAAACAUUGGCUCCAGAAGCUGCUUUUUAAUUAAACAAAUGAAAAGAAUCUGUACAUAUUUCUAGUUUUCUACCUUCUGACACUUUUCUUUCUUUUAAGACUGGUCGAAGGCUUUUUAUAGAGAUAUUUUGGUACUAAACCUGUGCAGACGUUGAAUGAGUCUGGUCUGCAGACUGAAGUGCCAAUUCAGGGCUAUUAGUAAUGACUCUUGAACAUUAUUGUUAUAUUUCAUAGCUCGUUAAAUUUUGGGUUUACAUUUACAAGCCUGAGCCAUGAACCUCCCAGUUUACUCAUCUGACAGUCCAGCCUUGUUCUUUUUUUGUCUUUUUUUUCUUGUAAUCUUUAGCUUGGAUGGCAAACCAGUGUCUGACUCUUUCUAUAAAAUUUUGUAAGCAGUAACUUAGUUUUUCUACACGAAGGAGAUGCUUCUUUUCCCAUUCUUUGUCAGCACCUUGUGAGUUUUCAUUUUAAUCCUGUUUUCCAAUGGUUGAUUAUGAUGUGGCAAGAACCACAGUCCCUCUUUAACCAUCAUUUUCUCUGAUGGAAACAGGGAGUUUUUGCAAAAGCCAGAGUUGUACCUCUAACACUACAUGGAGUGUUUGUGCACUGACUUGUAUCAAUGACAGCAGUAAUGAGCUAUCAAGAACUAGAACUUUGUACCAGAAACAUUAUUCUGGGGGGAAAAGYGAACUUUUGGCUCCCAGCUCUCCUACCCUACUAGACAGUACAGCUUGAAAAGAACUUCCAAGUCCUUGGUCUGCAGGACAGAAUUAACCUGGGAAAUAACUGCCCUCUUCCUCAGAAGAGGUGACUUCAAAUUAGGGCAUCUCUGCAGGACUGAGGAAUCACGAGCAGUUGUUGAUUCUUGGUAGUAUUGACAGGUUUGCAGGCCUUAUUCUUUUCCAUCCUUGCCCUCAAUUCUACAUCAUCUAGAAUGUUCACACCAUCUUUACACGUUUAUAAUUUUCUUUGAAAUCAGCAUUUUUCUGUGGGACAUCUCAUUGCAUUGGAACUUUCAAGAACGGCAAGAAGAGGGAUAAAUGAAAAAAUCACCUUUCUUUGAGCAGAAAGUUUCCCA
Molecule: messenger RNA, 3555 nt
Organism: Nothoprocta perdicaria
Lineage: Eukaryota; Metazoa; Chordata; Aves; Tinamiformes; Tinamidae
Gene: MAPKAPK5
Product: mitogen-activated protein kinase-activated protein kinase 5
Exons: 14
Coding region: 17-1438 (473 amino acids)
Biological process (GO): Ras protein signal transduction; negative regulation of TOR signaling; protein autophosphorylation
Cellular component (GO): nucleus; cytoplasm
Molecular function (GO): calcium-dependent protein serine/threonine kinase activity; calcium/calmodulin-dependent protein kinase activity; calmodulin binding
Source: RefSeq, a predicted model, not a curated record